Belonocnema kinseyi is the source of this 2204-nucleotide messenger RNA. RefSeq lists its product as uncharacterized. Gene Ontology annotation, cellular component: extrinsic component of mitochondrial inner membrane. The coding region runs from base 131 to 1819 and encodes 562 amino acids. The transcript is spliced from 2 exons. NCBI's taxonomy places the organism in Eukaryota, Metazoa, Arthropoda, Insecta, Hymenoptera, Cynipidae. The record is from RefSeq and is a predicted model, not a curated record.
CACCCAAAUAUCCAUUAUCUAACCUAACCUGUUCAAUUGUCAACAAUCAACAGUUGUCAACAGUGUAAACAACUUCGUCGCUGGUACAAAGUCACAGAAAAUUUCAUAAAUUGAAAGAAAAUCGGGAAAAAUGGAAGAAAUCGAGCAGUUGAAACACUUGUUGAAGAAUUGGCUUGAUGAGAAUAAUGAAGAUAUUGAAGAAAACGAAGUCCUGGAUGAAAACGACGAAGAAUAUAAGGAUUAUUUUUACGCCAACACAUGUCACGUUUGUUAUUCUUUGGACCGAGGAAAACGUUUAAAACGAUGUGGUGGUUGUUACAUGAUUUCGUACUGUGGAAACUCUCAUCAAGCGAAACAUUGGCCAGUGCAUAAGAAACUUUGUAAAGUUGUCAAAGAUAUUAUCGCCAAUUCAGGUGGACCCAGCAUUUUUGGAAAAACCAAAGGCAUGAACCAAAAACUUUGGACAAAAACGAAGGUGAACGCAAUGCUGAUAGUCUCAUUAAAACUAGGUCGAGAUCUCUGUCCCAGUGAGAAGAAUAUGUUCAAAUUCCCACGAGCUUGUUCAAUCUGCCACGAGAGUGACCACAACGCCCUGACAAACUGCAACUUCUGCGGAAACUCGAGCUUCUGCAAAGAUCAUGCCUCCGAUUCAAAGCACAAAUCCCUCUGUCCCUCAUUUUUCGCCUGCUACAGCCUUGACAUUUUAAAAAGGUUCACCAACUGCAUGACAGUCUCCGAAACCGUUUCCGUCCUCCUCGAAUCCGAAGCCAUAAACUUCAUUCCCUCCAGCGAUCAAGUCGUCAAAUCUCCCUCAUCCAUGAGAGCAUUUCUCGACACCUAUUUCAAAAAAGUCGUCGAUAUCCGUCGAAAUAAAUCCCGUCCCGAAUACUGGGAUAUGUUCAUCUCCGAAUAUUUUUCAAGGCCUCUAACUUUACUUUCCGCGAUGGAAAAAAUUAAAUUUACACCCUCGACCGAUUUAGUAGUUCACGUUCUUGGCGCAAAUUAUCUCGAACUCUCGGAUGUUUCGUCCUGGGAAUUAAUUUUGCACUGGAUCCCCAAAGUCGAGAGAUUGAAAAUUGUUUUAAUUGGUCCAGAACUUCCUAAAGAGAUAUCAAAACCCGAAAUGUGUGCUUGUUGCAGCUCGAGGAAGAAAAGUGUCACCGUGGAAGUUCACGAAGACUUGUAUCAUCAUUAUAUCGCGAAAGGCUAUUCGAAACCGCAUCUUGUUAUCGGCUAUAAUGUUGGAAUUGCCGAAUUUGAAAAUCCUGGAACGCCCGAAGAUUCCUGGAAAGCGACGAUUCUUAGUUUGUCGGUGAAUCAGUCGCCUUUUAUUUUGACGGCUUAUACCGAGGAAGAGGCGAGAAAGGACGACAAGAGAAUUUGUCUUAUUUCGGGAGACACGACCAAGUAUUCUUUCUUUGAGAAGAACUCGUUCGCCAGUUUGAAACCACUCAGAGAUUUUGAGACAGAGGGGAUAUUCGUCGAGAAUAAUUAUAUUAUUAUAUAUGAAAAUUUGCAGAACUCAAAAAUGAAACACAAAAAUGAAAAAAAUUCGACUCUAGUUUCUAGGAAAGAAAAUAAUGCGGAACCAACUCUAGAGAUGAAUGAAAUAACAUUGGAACAGUUAAAAGAGGAGAAUGAACGUCUCAUGGGAAGAAUAAAACGGCUACAAGUGACAAUUGAAGAAGAGAAACUAGGAAUUAAAAUUGCGCCGGAAAGAACAAAUUUGAGUAGGGAAGUGGCGAAUAUUGAAGAGAGUAUGGAGCGCGAAAUUCGGGAAUUAAGGGACGAUAUUAUGAAAUUCAAUGUAGAUCAGUAGGUUUUCUUUUCAUGUAUUUUUGUUUUUAUGUAUUUUUGUUUAAAGAACUUUUGUUAUCUCGUGUCAAAAAUAUUCCUGUGUAUUUAACACUUUUAUAAAAAAAAUCGAAUGAAAUUAUUACGAAAUUAAUAAUAUUAAUUAUUAAAAGUUGGGAUUUUCUCAAGUAUUCAAUUAAAUUAUGAUGUGAUUCUUACCUCGAAUUCGUAAGGGCGAAAAUUCGUUUCUUGUAUCGAUGUAAAUAACUUUUCCGUUCAAGUGUCCAUAACUUUUACUUAAUUGUGCAGCAAUACAAAGCUGAAAACUUAAAUAUAAUUACAAAUUAGUAUUUAAUAGAAAAUAGAAAAACUAAAUAAAACUCUACUUUUAAUACUUUUUACUUAAAAAA